AUAAACUUUACGUCCACGUGGGCAAUCGCAGCGGAAUUGCAUGACAAAAAUGAAGAUUUUUGUCAAAGUGGAGUGAGUUCUAAGGUGCUUUUCAGCAACAAACAUAAAUCGACGAGAGUCUUAUCAGAAUUUUUUUAUUAUAGGAAUAUGACACGUUCACAUGUAAAGUAUCAAAUUGCUAGAAAUGAUAUAGAUACACCUGAAUACGUGUCACAAAAUAUUCCAGAUUUUCAUAAUGUGACAAAUCCAGAAUCUACAUUUUGGAGAAGAGCAUUUCAUAUAUUUUUAUUGAUCUCUGCUUAUUUUAUUUUGUCGAUAGGCCUUACAUUUUAUAAUCCAUGGCUUUAUAAUACAUAUGGUUUUAAUUUUCCACUUGGAGUGGUCGUUUGCCAUUUGAUUAUAAAAUUUGCACUAUCUGCAUUAAUAAGAUGUAUUAGAAAAUGUUACAAUGGUAAACGGAUAAAUCUUCCAUGGCAAAAUAUAAUUUAUUCGAUAAUGGUGCCUGGUAUAGCUAGUGGCGUUGAUAUUGGUUUAUCAAAUUGGGCACUUUCACUAAUUUCAAUAUCUUUAGUCACUAUGACUAAAUCAACUACCAUUAUAUUUAUUCUUGGAUUUUCUCUGUUAUUUAAAUUAGAGAAAAAGUCAUGGUCUCUAGUAGGGAUAGUGGUGAUGAUAGCAGGGGGAUUAGCAAUGUUUACUUAUAAAUCUACCCAAUUUGGCAUUCUUGGAUUUAUAUUAUGCCUCUUAGCAUCACUUGCAAGUGGUAUUCGGUGGACUAUGACACAACUUAUUAUGCAAAAAUCCAAACUCGGUCUCCAUGAUCCGAUAGACAUGAUGUAUUAUAUGCAACCUUGGAUGCUAUUACCAGCGAUAUCAGUAACUUUGUGGUUUGAAGGUGGUAUUAUAUAUGAUGGUAUUAGAAUCAAUGAUUGGAAUAAUAUUAGUAACAUCUUAUUAACCACAAGUGCUAUAAUAGCAGGUGCCAUUUUAGCAUUUAGUAUGGAAGUAAUGGAGUUCUUAGUUAUUACUUAUACUUCUAGUCUGACAUUAUCGAUCUCAGGAAUAUUUAAGGUAAAAGGAAUAUGUACAUUAGCAUUGGCCUUUGUGUUAAAAGGUGACCAAAUGACUGGCCUUAACUUCAUAGGAUUAUUAAUGUGUCUUGGUGGUAUAAUACUUCAUGUUGUUCAAAAGGUAUUAUUUAACAAAAAGAAAGUAGAUGAUAAUCUGGAAUUGCAAUCAAAAGUGACAAGCAACAAUGUUAAACAUGAAGAGAACACUGAUUUAAAUAUACCACUAUUAACGGAAAAAUCAACAUCUUUAAUGAAUCUUCUUAAUGCUGAAUUUAGUUCAGAUGAAGAUGAUGAUUUUAAAGAGGGUGAUAACUCAACCCAAAUACUAUCAGAUAUUUUACAACGCAGAGAACAGUGACACAUUGUGAAUCUUUAACGUUGAUAUGAUUUGUAUGUCGCUUUUCACUAAGAAGAACAUUCCAAAUAAUAUAUCUAUGGUUUAUAGUA
Messenger RNA from Pogonomyrmex barbatus (red harvester ant), 1517 nucleotides. Its product is annotated as solute carrier family 35 member H1. Lineage: Eukaryota; Metazoa; Arthropoda; Insecta; Hymenoptera; Formicidae. The record is from RefSeq and is a predicted model, not a curated record.